AUCCAGUCUUCCUCGUGGUUUCUUGGGCCUACCUGUGUUUAUUUCUGACUACCAGCGCUUCCUCAACCCCAGGAAAAUACGCUCCCGUCAGCCGCAUCUACUGGGACUCCCUUUUCGCUGAGUCCUCGGUACUCUUGCUGCGCUUCCGGGUCGGCCAGGAGGCACCCGGAAACAGUGAGUACAAACCACACGAAUUACGUUCUUACUCACGACAU
Pelobates cultripes (western spadefoot toad) is the source of this 215-nucleotide messenger RNA. NCBI's taxonomy places the organism in Eukaryota, Metazoa, Chordata, Amphibia, Anura, Pelobatidae. The record is from the annotation of a GenBank genome assembly.